UCUUCACGGCCAAAAAGCCAAAAGUUUCUGUCUUUAUACAUUACAUCUCAUAAGCAAGAUAGCUGUCUCUCUCUUUCUCUCCCUCGCAUUUAUUUUUAAGUUUUUUUGUCCACACAUAUCGUCUUCAGUUCUUGCAUCUGGUGAUGGUAAUCUUAACCAACACAUGGGAAAUCUCAACACAAUUCAAGCUGGAAAAGGAAGAAGAUCAAAGUACAAGAGAAAACUAUCUCUGGGUUCUUUCAACGACCGAGCUCAUGAAGGAAUAAAGACAGUAGAGGCGGAUAAUCUUUGCGAAUUCUCGAGAAAUUCUGACCUUUGCAUUUGCAUAGUGACUUGGAACAUGAAUGGACAGGUCUCAUAUGAAGAUCUGGUGGAGCUGGUUGGUAGCAACCGGAGAUAUGACAUACUUGUUGUCGGGUUGCAAGAGGUACCUCGAAACAAUAUUGCGCGAUUGCUGCAGGAUGCUCUAGUUGAAACACACGACUUGUUAGGAAAGGCAAUCAUGCAGUCUCUGCAACUGUAUGUGUUCGGACCGAAGAAAUCAGACUUGUUGAUCAAAGAGCUGAAGGUGGAUAAACAUUCAGUGGGAGGCUGCGGAGGAAUGAUGAGGAGAAAGAAAGGGGCCGUGGCAAUCCGUAUCAACUACAAAGGAUUCAGGAUGGUGUUUAUCACUUGCCAUCUCUCCGCUCAUGCUCGAAAUGUAGAAGAAAGGAAUUCAGAGUGCAGGCACAUAUCUCACUCUCUCUUCGCAAAGUAUUGGAACCCUUAUGCCCGGCCCUCCCAAAUCACCAUCUGGUUGGGAGAUCUCAAUUACAGGCUACAAGGCAUCGAUACACAUCCAGCUAGAACCUUAAUACAAAGAAACCUCCACAGGCUGCUUACAAGCAAAGGCCAACUCCUUCAGGAGGCCCAGAGAGGGCAGAUUUUCAAUGGAUAUUGUGAAGGAACACUUACAUUCAAACCAACAUAUAAGUACAAUAUAGGAAAUAGCAACUACGAUACAAGUUACAAGGUUCGAGUUCCGUCGUGGACCGAUCGAAUCUUGUUCAAGAUAGAAGAUCCUGACGAAAUCAGUGCAAGCUUGCACUGUUAUGAAUCAGUUGAUGACAUCUAUAGUUCAGACCAUAAGCCCGUGAGAGCCCACAUUUGCUUCAAACUUAGCAAAUAAUAACCCACAACGAUUUCCCUAGUGGGGUAAACAAAGGUAACACUGCCAUAGCAUAAUGCAGUGCCAAACUAAUAGAUAUUAGAUCCUUCAGAGAAAAUGGAUGAACCUGUAAUUUCCCUGCAGUAUCUUUUCAUGUCAGCAUGCAAGUUCCUGGCAAAACCAAAUGAUUCACCGCCCAUGACUCACAGUCGAAGAACGGUCAAUUUAGAUGAUGAAGACUUGGAUAUUUUUAUGCUACGCGUUCAUAAAAGCACACCAGCAAUGUAUAUUGGGAAAUUAAAGUUAGAAACCCAACAACAUUUAGUCCACAUGUGAGAAGUGGUCAGCUACCGUACUAGAUAUCUAGAAGGCAGCUUAAACUUAUUCCAUCCUUAGCUUAGAUCCUUCCAUUUGCCCUUUUUCAUGCGGAGCAUAUGUUUUUUUGGACAUUUCACAAUUGUCUUACAUGUAAACUUUAAACCCAAACCUAAAAAAACAUUGUUAAUGCUAAUGGGAAAGAGAGAUUAGCUUAUCAAUAGUUUCAACCAAGCCAUCUUUGUUGACAAUGAUUUGUUAUCAACCACUGCUUGA
This is a messenger RNA of Gossypium raimondii (Peruvian cotton), 1738 nucleotides long. RefSeq names its product type IV inositol polyphosphate 5-phosphatase 11. The transcript has 8 exons. The record is from RefSeq and is a predicted model, not a curated record. Gene Ontology annotation, cellular component: plasma membrane. Gene Ontology annotation, molecular function: phosphatidylinositol-3,4,5-trisphosphate 5-phosphatase activity; phosphatidylinositol-3,5-bisphosphate 5-phosphatase activity. The coding region runs from base 164 to 1168 and encodes 334 amino acids. Lineage: Eukaryota; Viridiplantae; Streptophyta; Magnoliopsida; Malvales; Malvaceae. Gene Ontology annotation, biological process: phosphatidylinositol dephosphorylation; response to auxin; response to abscisic acid.